AUGUGGACCGGGUACAUCCCUUCAGUUGAUGUUGACACGCUCGCGUCUCUUCUCCGUGUCUCGUCAUCUUCAAUCUAUACCGAUGAUUCCGACCCUGUAGCGCACGAGCUCGCAUCCCAAAUUCAAAGUGCUGUUUCACUCUUCUCCGUCUCCGAUCCUAAUUCUUCUGGAUCUUCUGACUCUUCCAGCUCUACUUCUGGAAGCACGUCGACAGAUACAACCCGCCAAGACGCUAUUAUUGGCGUCGUUAGCGCGCUGGGCGCGAUCGCGGUUCUGGUUCUUCUCUUCCUCGUCUACCGCACUGUGCAGCGUCGCCGGGAGCUCGCGCACCGUAGGCUGUCUGAUCCGCCCGAUGCGGCGGGUAUUCGGCCAGCAGGAAGAGAGUUUGACCAAGAUACUGUUGGUGGGCAGAGGCGGAGAAGUUUCUUCUAUGCGGAGGAUUCACUCAGAGGCUUCCAGGGAGAACGUCCUGUUGAGGACAGCUACGACGCACGGACAACCAGCCCUUCGAUGAUGCAGCGAAGGACAGUUAUGCCUUCUGCGAUCUCAGCUCCAAUCUUGAGAGAGAGCAGUAUGAACUGGUGA
Molecule: messenger RNA, 585 nt
Organism: Guyanagaster necrorhizus
Lineage: Eukaryota; Fungi; Basidiomycota; Agaricomycetes; Agaricales; Physalacriaceae
Exons: 1
Coding region: 1-585 (194 amino acids)
Biological process (GO): osmosensory signaling pathway via Sho1 osmosensor; establishment of cell polarity; signal transduction involved in filamentous growth
Cellular component (GO): cell surface; plasma membrane; site of polarized growth
Molecular function (GO): osmosensor activity
Source: RefSeq, a predicted model, not a curated record